CUAUCAGUCUGGAGCUCACCGCCUGACUGAGGAGGUGAAAGUUGCGCCACAGGGAGAUAAACCGCAAAAGACAAUAUUGCAUGUAUACAUGAUUCUGCGUGUGCAUCGGGUGAGUGGUAUAGGGGAAUUCCUCGCGUCUUAGAAAGUAAACAGAAAAUCGGUGGAUUUGGAGAGUUUUGCUCAGUCGAGUGAGGGUCCAAGAGAUAGAGAGAGAGAGAGAGGGGGAGGAAGAAUAUCUGUGCGUGAUUUUUUGAUUUCUGCUCUCAGUCGUCUCGGCGAGUCUAGACUGAAGAUGCUCCUGGACGCAGGACCGCAGUAUCCCACCAUAGGAGUCACUACUUUCGGCUCCUCGCGGCAUCACUCAACAGGCGAAGUCACGGAGAGAGAGGUGGCGUUGGGGAUAAAUCCGUUCGCGGAUGGGAUGGGCGCCUUCAAAAUAAACCACAGCUCCCACGACAUCGGCUCCGGACAAACGGCGUUUUCCUCCCAGGCGCCCGGCUACGCGGCUGCCGCCCUGGGACACCACCACCACCCGACCCACGUUGGCUCUUACUCCACGGCGGCGUUCAACUCCACCAGGGACUUUCUCUUCAGAAAUCGGGGUUUCGGGGACGCCGCCGGGGCGCAGCACAGUUUGUUCGCCUCCGGAAGUUUCGCAGGGCCACAUGGACACUCGGAUGCGGCGGGGCACCUGCUCUUCCCGGGGCUGCACGAGCAAGCGGCGAGCCAUGCGUCUUCCAACGUGGUCAACAGCCAGAUGCGGCUGGGCUUCUCGGGGGACAUGUACGGACGGGCCGACCAGUACGGCCAUGUUACGAGCCCCCGGUCCGACCACUACGCCUCGACCCAGCUGCACGGCUACGGCCCCAUGAACAUGAAUAUGGCGGCACACCACGGAGCCGGGGCCUUCUUCCGAUACAUGAGGCAGCCCAUCAAGCAAGAGCUCAUCUGCAAGUGGAUCGAGCCGGAGCAGCUGACGAACCCCAAAAAGUCGUGCAACAAAACUUUUAGCACGAUGCACGAACUGGUGACCCAUCUGACGGUGGAGCAUGUGGGGGGGCCGGAGCAGACCAACCACAUCUGCUUCUGGGAGGACUGCGCCCGAGAGGGGAAGCCGUUCAAAGCCAAAUACAAACUUGUGAAUCAUAUCAGGGUACACACCGGAGAGAAGCCGUUUCCGUGUCCGUUCCCCGGAUGUGGCAAAGUGUUCGCUCGAUCGGAAAAUCUAAAAAUUCACAAAAGGACUCACACCGGUGAGAAGCCGUUUAAGUGUGAGUUUGAAGGCUGCGACAGAAGGUUUGCAAACAGCAGCGACCGCAAGAAACACAUGCACGUGCACACGUCGGACAAGCCCUAUCUGUGCAAAAUGUGCGACAAGUCGUACACACACCCCAGCUCCCUACGGAAACACAUGAAGAAGGUCCACGAGUCCACCAACCCGGGCCCGCAGCCGUCUCCAGCGGCCAGUUCAGGGUAUGAGUCGUCCACACCCCCCACCAUAGUGUCCCCGUCUACAGAGAACCAGAGCAGCAGCUCCAUAUCACCAGCAGCCUCAGCAGUGCACCACACGAGCAGCCACAGCACGCUGACGUCAAAUUUCAAUGAAUGGUACGUGUAAAUAUUUUUGAAAAGAGAGAGAGAGAGAGAGAGAAAAAAGACUGAUGCAGAUUUUAAAAAAAGACACUGCUUGGAAUCAAAAAGACUUUUGAGAAACAUGGACUGAGAGAAGCCGGGGGAGGCCCAAUCGAUCAUGUUAAAGGCUGUCUUAUUGUGAAAGAGAGAGAAUUGCAUGGACAAAAAAAGGAGGCAAAGGACGAGAAGUUAAACUUUUUUCCUCGAUAUUUCUUUAUUUUUACCGAGAGACUGUUCAAUAAGAGAUCUCAAACACAGCAUGCAAUCUGCGGGCCAUGAAUUUUUUGUACAUAAGGAUUUCACCAACAUUGGGGGAAAUGUAAUAUUUUAUUUUGUAAAUAUCACAGUUUAAGGGAAAAUCUGUGAAAAUGUGGUCCCUAGAUAUAUGGAAAAAUGAGAUGGUUUUAAAGAAUAUCGCGAAUCAUUGAAAAAGAAUGUUAUAGUUGUGAACCAAAUGUGAAUUAUUCAGUAUUACUACAGUCUACACGUCGACCUAACCGACUCUUAGUAUUAAUGUGCUUUUGUAGACUAUUCAGUGCAACAUUUUCGUCCAAGGUCCAGUUUGAGUAGCACAGUAUCAUUGUUGUUAUUUAAUGUCAUGUCGAUAACUCGUGUAGUGGAAGCCUGAAAUUCCGUGUCAACCUGUUUAUGUACGUGAUAAAUAUAAAAAAAAAAAAUCUCUGUCAAUUGCUUUGUCUGAAAGGAAGUAUUAUUAUUAUUAUUAUUACAUGUAAAGUAGCUCAAUUUUCCAUAUUUAUCCGCAUGUAAAGGAACCGGUAACAUGUUAGAAAUGAUCGGUAUUUAUGGAGAAAUGCGCUCGUAUGUAAAAUUUAGUUUACAAAAAAAUGUUUGGAUACAUUUCGUACUAUAUUAAAGGAUUAAAAAAAAAUACCAUCA
Molecule: messenger RNA, 2529 nt
Organism: Labrus bergylta (ballan wrasse)
Lineage: Eukaryota; Metazoa; Chordata; Actinopteri; Labriformes; Labridae
Gene: zic1
Product: zic family member 1 (odd-paired homolog, Drosophila)
Biological process (GO): regulation of transcription by RNA polymerase II
Cellular component (GO): nucleus
Molecular function (GO): RNA polymerase II cis-regulatory region sequence-specific DNA binding; DNA-binding transcription factor activity, RNA polymerase II-specific
Source: RefSeq, a predicted model, not a curated record